Molecule: messenger RNA, 377 nt
Organism: Heterobilharzia americana
Lineage: Eukaryota; Metazoa; Platyhelminthes; Trematoda; Strigeidida; Schistosomatidae
Source: the annotation of a GenBank genome assembly
UAUCUCACAGGUGGUACACAUUGAAUUCUGUUAUUUUGAAAUUGUUCCAGUCAAUGAACGUGGCGUCAUUCCUCGUAUUCCUAAGUUUAUCAAUAUUAUCGAUGAAAGGAUUAGUAAUGCCUGAGGCUGGUUCUAUUGACUACCAAACAAAACGUUGGACAGAUUUCAAACGAGCACCCAGAUGGCCAGACUAUCCAUUCACAAUUAAUCCUGAGUUCAAACAUCGUGAACUAUAUGAACAGAGACCGAACCUCAAUGAUCUAUUAGUUUAAGAAGACGGAAGAACAAUACUCAAUUACUUCAUGUUCACUUUUCACCAAGGAUUGACGAAAGCAGUACUUCAAACUAAUUGAUAAAUAAAUAAAUACACAAAUGAA